Molecule: messenger RNA, 891 nt
Organism: Acytostelium subglobosum LB1
Lineage: Eukaryota; Evosea; Eumycetozoa; Acytosteliales; Acytosteliaceae
Exons: 1
Coding region: 1-891 (296 amino acids)
Source: RefSeq, a predicted model, not a curated record
AUGCUUGCUUGGUCAUCAUUGCUCGAACUCAAUCUCGGUGAUGAGUUUGAUGGACCUAUCCUGGCCAACUCACUGCCCAACUCAUUGACCGUUCUGAAGCUUGGCUACAAGUUCAAUCAACCCCUUGUUGUUGGGUCUCUGCCACCAUGUCUCGAGAAGCUUAUCAUUGGCUCAGAGUUCAAACAAACGAUCAAGAUAGGUGUUCUGCCCGAUACACUCCAAUUCCUUAACCUAGGUUAUGAUAACAAGUACCCACAAUACCCUUCCAAUGUGUGCCCUUCAAUCGAAGACGGAGCACUACCUAAUGGUCUCAAGUACGUGGCUCUUGGAGAGUUUUGGUCCUUCCCAUUAGAUCUCCCCUCUUCAAUCACUUGUCUGAAUGUUGGAAGGCUCCUCUCAAUCGAUCCUAGCUCUGGACAAGGCUUGACAUGGUGCAUUGAAAAUGAAUAUGAAGCCAGGCUUGUCAAUGGCGCGGCACAUCUCCCUCUCACAGGCUUAUUCAUAAACCCCAAUACUAAUGGUGGCGACCUGAUCUCACCAGGAAGGUUGCCAAACACACUCAAAUCCUUAUCGCUCGGCCACCUAAACCAUAACAAGCUUGUGGUUGGCUUGCUUCCGCCGUCCUUGACAAUGCUGGACAUGGGAUUCAAUAUCGACUGUCCAAAAACACCUGGACUUUUGCCCAAUGGUCUCCUUCGUCUUCACCUCUCCAGAGAGUUUGAUCGAAAAUUGAAGCCAGGAUGUCUGCCCCAUUCAAUCGUACAUCUCUCCUUUGGACAGUAUUAUGAUCAGAAGAUUGAACGAGGUGUGUUGCCUCCUUCACUUACGAUAUUAAUACUAAGCGAUUUUUUGAUCAUCGUCUCGAUCCUGGCCUUCUUCCUUCAACGCUGA